AUGACCCAGUGGGAUCGGCUGUCAGAUAUGUGCCGUCCAAGCCUGGUUCAAGCCUGGUUCAAGCCUGGUUCAAGCCUGCUCCAUCCGCUAUACAAGAAGCUACACAAGAAGCUAACAAGAAGACAUUGUCUUUCCCGACCCCAGAUGGCGGCCAUUUUUGGAAAUUUCCCUUCGUGGCCAAACAUCAAACCGGGGUUCUUCGUCGCCGUCAGCAUCAGUUUGCUGAUAAUCCAGGUCCUCUUUCUCGCCAACCUCUCCUACCUCAACGGAUCCCAGUUCAAAGAAUUUGAGCACACCCACAACCUCAAUAUCCCAGAUGCUGACUACGACGGCGGUAUUGUUGGCCACUGGAUGACUAUCUGGCUGUACAUGCACAUCAACUUCCUACUGUUCGAUAUCAUGACUACGUUCAUUCCUAUGCAGUUUAUGCCCUUUUGCAUUCUCACCUGGAUGAUCACACACGUAGCUAGCACCAUCGCUCCGUUUGAGUUGAGUCCAGGAGUCUACCCAGGGGUCUACCGUUGGGCCUAUGCGCUUCCCGCGCGUAAGGCGUAUUCGAUUCUCAGCCAAUUCUGGAGCGACGGGUGCAACAACCAACCAUACUACCAAUACUCUUCUCUUGGUGGGUCAUCGGAGCCCUUGUUGUUGUCUAUUCCUUACACUACCGAUGCAGGCAAGCGCGCAUCAUCGCAAGACCCAAAUCUCGGACAAUGCGAUCAACGAGAACCAGGAAGACCGGCCAAAAACACCGGGCAGGUACUCCAGAUCGCAUUCUGUCCCGCGACAGGCGUUCCCCGAUGGAGUCAAUCCAGCUUGAGCAGCAAGUGUUUUUCGCUUAUACUACUUGAGGCGGACUUUGACUGGUGA
Molecule: messenger RNA, 867 nt
Organism: Aspergillus nidulans FGSC A4
Lineage: Eukaryota; Fungi; Ascomycota; Eurotiomycetes; Eurotiales; Aspergillaceae
Exons: 4
Coding region: 1-867 (288 amino acids)
Source: RefSeq, a predicted model, not a curated record